Messenger RNA from Arabis nemorensis, 1539 nucleotides. The record is from the annotation of a GenBank genome assembly. NCBI's taxonomy places the organism in Eukaryota, Viridiplantae, Streptophyta, Magnoliopsida, Brassicales, Brassicaceae.
AUGGAGGAUGAGAAAGACGCGUUUUACAUUGUCCGUAAGGGAGACAUCAUUGGUGUAUAUAGAACAUUGAGCGAAUGCCAAGACCAAUCUGGAUCAUCUGUUUCACAUCCUGCGACGAGUGUGUACAAAGGAUAUGGUUGGCCAAAAGGAGCAGAAGACUUGAUAUCGUCGUUUGGAAUUAAGAAUGCUCUCUUUUCUAUCAAUGCAAGUUAUGCCAAAGAUGAUGUUUUUGGGAAACUCAUUCCUUGUCCUGUUCAGCAACCAUCUUCUUCCCAAGGAGGGACUUUCGACAACAAACCUUUUCCGAUUAAGAGAAUGCAAGAAACAGUCAGAACAGAAAAUCUUGGAAGUGAUCAAACGGGUUUCUUUUCCUCGAGUCCUCCGCCAAAGCAUCUUAAGAUACAAAAGGACAUGGUUCCUCGGGUUAUUCCUUCCAAUAAUGAUACAAUUACCAUUGAGUUUGACGGUGCUUCAAAAGGAAACCCAGGAAAAGCUGGUGCAGGAGCUAUUCUCCGUGCUUCAGAUAAAAGUGUCCUCUUCUAUUUACGUGAAGGUGUAGGCACUGCUACAAACAACGUUGCAGAGUAUCGAGCUUUGAUUCUUGGUAUGAAGGUUGCUCUCGCGAAAGGGUUUACAAAUGUGCGCAUCGUAGGAGACUCAAUGCUUGUCUGUAUGCAGGUUCAAGAUGCAUGGAAGACCAAACACCCAAAAAUGGCUGAGCUUUGCAAACAGGCUAAAGAGCUCAAGACCCACCCAGAAUACAAUUCUGAUGCUGAUGCUCAAGCUAACCAUGCGAUCAAUCUCGCAGUAUCGAUCCCUCUUGAUCUCAUAAUAGAGAUACUCACAAGAUUGCCUUACAAGCCCCUCAUGAAGUUCAAGUGCUUAGCGAAACAGUAUUCAUCAAUCAUCCGAAGUCAAAACUUUGUCGAUUCGCACUUUUCUUAUUCCUCGAACAAGCCAGGUCUCUUGUUCUCAUACGCGACCGCGAAUAAGCUUGCACUCUACUCAGCAACAACGACUACUUGUUCAUCUACAGUCGCAAGCCAUCUUAUGACCGUGUAUGCAUUAAUGGUGUUUUGUACUAUCCAUGCCCACAACAACCGAGGUAUACUAGUGGUUAGUACUUUUGACCUCAACUCUGAGAAACUCCGACAUAUUGAACUCCCUCCUAGUCCUAGCCAUUUGUCGAUUCCGACAUUGGUAGAUUUCCAAGGGAAGCUAGCUCUUGUUGAAAACAUUACGGGAAUCAGUGUUUGGGUACUCGAGGAUGCAGAGAAACACGAAUGGUCGUCCAGGUUGUAUAACUUGCCAUGGAGUUUUAAUUACUUUAGAGGGUUUUAUGAAUACUUGCGUGUGGUUGGUAUUUGUGAGGGAGAGAUUGUUUUUGUACCAACUACAGAUAAUGUGCUUGGACUCACUACCUGGCAUUUCAACUUAGACAAGCAGACUAUCACACAAGUUGUAACCCAAAUGCCUUCCAAUCAUAAAUCUUAUCAUUACGUUUAUGCAAAUUACGUUGAUAAUCUUGUUUCAUUGUAA